AUCAGCCCACUUUGAACCUCUGCCUGUGUACAGUACAAAGUCCAGGCCUGCCAGGAACCAGCUUAAAUGAAUUAGCCGGUCUCUUUCGAGCUUCCACCAUCCCAAGAACGAACAAUCUUGCAAAGGUUGAUCUCUCGGCCAUGUCUCUACUCCUUGAUUACGUGGAUGUGACUGACCCCAGCUUUGGGAUAGCUGUCCUCUGCAUCGCCUUUAACCCGCUUUUCUGGAAUCUGGUAGCGAGAUGGGAGUACAGGACCCGGUCGCUCACACGUCUCUUCCGUUCUCCGUACCUGGCCUGUUACUGCCUGGGAGCUCACAUCGUGUGCCUUAAUUUCCUGCGGAGCUACUGUUUCACAGAAGCCAUGAAGAGCCAGCCCAAACUGGAGGCCCUGGAUUCUCUCUUUGGGCACUACACCAGUGUAGCCCUGAUGUCCAUAGGCAUCGUGUUUGUCACUUCCAGCUCCCUGGCGCUGGGAUUCAUUGGAACAUUCUUGGGGGACUACUUCGGCAUCCUCAUGGAGGCAAAGGUGACGUCUUUUCCGUUCAACGUGUUGGACAAUCCCAUGUAUUGGGGCAGCACCAUGAUCUACCUGGGCUGGUCCAUCAUGCAUGCAAGCCCAGCUGGUCUCAUCCUGACGGCAGUGGUGGCGCUGUGCUACACAAUUGCUUUGCGGUACGAAGGGCCUUUCACAGAAGAAAUCUAUCGCCGGAAAGCAGCCAUGAGCAAAUAGGACACAGAAGC
Lacerta agilis (Sand lizard) is the source of this 742-nucleotide messenger RNA. RefSeq names its product phosphatidylethanolamine N-methyltransferase (gene PEMT). The record is from RefSeq and is a predicted model, not a curated record. The transcript is spliced from 7 exons. Bases 141 to 731 code for a protein of 196 amino acids. Gene Ontology annotation, biological process: phosphatidylcholine biosynthetic process. Gene Ontology annotation, molecular function: phosphatidylethanolamine N-methyltransferase activity. Lineage: Eukaryota; Metazoa; Chordata; Lepidosauria; Squamata; Lacertidae.